Molecule: messenger RNA, 849 nt
Organism: Ostrinia furnacalis (Asian corn borer)
Lineage: Eukaryota; Metazoa; Arthropoda; Insecta; Lepidoptera; Crambidae
Product: trypsin, alkaline C
Exons: 4
Coding region: 49-822 (257 amino acids)
Biological process (GO): proteolysis
Molecular function (GO): serine-type endopeptidase activity
Source: RefSeq, a predicted model, not a curated record
ACCCUAGCUAAAAUCAGAAUAAUUCAGUGUAGUGCCGUCAUAACAAAAAUGCGUACCUUCAUCAUUUUACUCUUGGGGCUUGCUGCUGUGUCAGCAUACCCUAAGAAAAUCCAAAGAAUCGUUGGAGGUUCCGUGACUAGCAUCAACCAAUACCCCGAGAUGGCAUCGCUGCUAUUCUCCCAGGGAACAGGCAGCCUCUACAGACAGGCGUGCGGAGGCACCAUCCUCAGUUUCCGCUCCAUCCUCACAGCCGCCCUCUGUACCAUUGGACAUGCUCCAAUAAGAUGGCGCGCCCGAGUUGGAUCCACCUUUGCGAACAGCGGCGGCUUUGUGCUCGACACCCAAACAAUCACCAACCACCCAAACUACAACGGCUGGAUACUAGACAACAACCUGUCCAUCAUCCGAACCUUUCGUGACAUCCCCAUCUGGAAUAAUAGCACCGUGCAAUUUGCCAACAUCGCUGGUGCCAACUACCAACUUGCUGACGACCAAGUCGUCUGGGCUACGGGAUGGGGUGCCACUUCUCAAGGAGGAUCGUCGUCUGAAGAACUGCGCCACGUGCAAAUCUGGACUAUCAACCAGGCCAUUUGCCGACAGCGCUACGCUACCACGGGUGACACCAUCACUGACAACAUGCUGUGCGCUGGUUGGCUCGACGUGGGCGGUCGCGGCCAGUGCCAGGGCGACACUGGUGGACCGCUGUUCCACAACGGGGUCGUCGUCGGCGUCGGUUCCUGGGGCCGUGGUUGCGGUCAACCCUUCUUCCCUGGUGUCUACACCCGCGUGUCUCGGUACACCAACUGGCUUUCAUGGGCUUAAGAUUUAAUACAUACUCGCUAAUUUCUA